GCGGAGGCUCAACCCUAAACCACACCAAAAUAUUCGUUUCUUCUUCAAGAAAAGAGAAAGAAUGAUGAAUUCUCAGAUUCAGAGACUCACCACCCCCAAACCCUAUUCUCUUCUAGGGAGACCCUCCUCUCUGACCCAGAUCGGUUUCAGUACAUCAGUACUUCCUCUUCAAUUUCAAAGGCAAUGUAAUAAUUACCCACAAAACCAGAAGAAACAUGCUAUGAGAAGCACUGGUUCUAAUAAUAAUGGCAAUGUGAAAGCGUUGUUUACACCUUCAAAGACCGAGAAGACGGUUGCAGUCAAGGGAACUAUCACAGUUACACUCCCAGUCAUCGGUGGUUCCUUCUCUAUUAAUGAUCUUCUUGGUAGAAGUUUUCUUCUUGAGCUUGUAAGCUCAGAGCUUGAUCCCAAUACAGGGGAAGAGAAGCCAACGGUGAAGGACUAUGCACUGAAAGUGAGCCAAUCAUUGACGGAGGCAAAGUUUGUGUGUAACUUCAAGGUGCCGGUGGGGUUUGGAGAGGUCGGAGCAAUAAUUGUAGAGAAUCAACAUCUCAGAGAGUUGUUUUUCAAGGAGAUAGUGCUUCAAGGCCUCCCUGAUGGCUCUCUCACUGUCACCUGCGAGUCAUGGGUUCAUUCCAAGCAUGCCAACCCCAAUGAUAGGGUCUUUUUCACCAAUAAGUCAUACUUGACGGACGAAACUCCGGCUGGGCUGAAGAGGUUGAGGGCGCAAGAACUGGCGAAUUUGAGAGGAAAUGGAACGGGAGAAAGAAAAUUAACUGAUAGGAUAUACGAUUACGAUAAAUACAAUGACCUUGGCUAUCCAGAUAGCAGUAAUCCAAGACCAAUUCUAGGUGGCCAGGACCUCCCCUACCCUAGGCGCUGCAGAACAGGGCGUGCUCCCACUAAAACUGAUCCAAAUUCGGAGAAGAGAAGCUUGAUUAUGUACGUGCCAAGGGACGAAUCAUUCUCAGCUGUGAAGACGGUGGGAUUCGGGGUUAAUAUCCUGAGUAAUGUAUUUAAUUCGCUCCUACCUACGCUUGAGACAGCACUGGUGGAUCCAUCCCUCGGCUUCCCCUUAUUCACUCAUAUUGACACACUCUUCGACGAAGGAGUCAACAUACCCAAACCUAAAGACAAUCCUGGUUUCCUCAAAUCAGUCCUCCCUAAUUUGAUUGACACUGUUCAGAAUGGAGUAGACGAUCGCGUGCUUUUUGACACUCCUGAAAUGAUGGACAGAGACAAGUUCUCCUGGUUCAGAGAUGAGGAAUUUUCUCGUCAAACGCUUGCGGGUCUUAAUCCCCUUAGCAUUCAGUUAGUCACGGAAUGGCCGUUGAGAAGUGGUCUUGAUCCUGCCAUCUAUGGUCCAGCUGAAUCAGCCAUCACGACAGAGCUAAUCGAAAAGGAGAUUAAAGGCGUAAUGACUGUUGAAGAGGCAUUGCAGCAGAAGAAGCUAUUUAUUCUGGAUUAUCAUGAUGUGUUCAUGCCUUACGUGAACAAGAUAAGAGAGCUUGAUAAUACCACAAUGUAUGCUUCUCGGACGUUGUUCUUCCUCACUGAAGACAGCAUACUAAGGCCUGUUGCAAUUGAACUUGUUCGUCCACCUUCUGGCGACAAGCCCCAAUGGAAGCAAGUUUUCACACCUAGCUUUGAUGCCACUGGAUGCUGGCUAUGGAGGCUAGCCAAGGCUCAUGUUACUGCUCAUGACUCUGGUUAUCAUCAACUCAUCAGCCACUGGCUAAGGACUCAUUGCUGCGUAGAGCCAUAUAUUAUUGCCUCUAAUAGGCAAUUGAGUGCAAUGCAUCCAAUAUAUAGGCUUCUGUACCCUCAUUUCAGAUACACAAUGGAAAUCAACGCGCUUGCUCGCCUACAACUCAUCAAUGCAGAUGGAGUAAUUGAGAGUACCUUCUCACCAGGGAAGUAUUCAAUGGAGAUCAGUGCAGUUGUUUAUGGCCAAUCCUGGAGGUUUGACACGGAAGCCUUGCCCGCUGACUUGAUUAGAAGGGGAAUGGCAGUUGAGGAUCCAACAGCUAAACAUGGCCUAAAGCUAACAAUCGAAGACUAUCCUUAUGCCAAUGAUGGUCUACUAUUAUGGGAUAUUAUUAAGGAAUGGGUUAGUGACUAUGUCAACCAGUACUACCAAGACCCCUCAAAAGUGGAGUCGGAUACUGAACUUCAGGCUUGGUGGACUGAGAUUAAAACCAAAGGCCAUGAAGACAAGAAAGAUGAGUCAUGGUGGCCUGUUCUCAAUACCCCAGAAGAUCUAAUCCAAAUUUUGACAACCAUAAUUUGGGUAGCUUCAGGACACCAUGCUGCAGUGAACUUUGGUCAGUACAAUUUUGGUGGGUACUUCCCAAAUCGACCAUCGAUAACCAGAAAAAACAUGCCAACAGAAGACCCCACAGAGGAAGAGCUGAGGAACUUCUUGAAAAGGCCAGAGGAUGCACUCUUACAAUCCUACCCAUCACAAAUUCAGGCAACUAAAGUGAUGUCUGUUUUGAACGCUUUGUCAAGCCAUUCAACAGACGAGGAGUACCUUGGUGAGACUCCAGAGCCAUCUUGGGUUGCAAAUCCAGUCAUCAAUGCUGCAUAUGAGCGAUUUAAUGCUAGAUUGAAAGAGCUUGAAGGGAUUAUUGAUGGCAGGAAUGCUGACUUGGCAUUAGCCAACAGAAGUGGAGCUGGAAUUGUUCCUUAUGAGCUCUUGAAGCCAUUCUCUGGAACUGGUGUCACGGGGAAGGGAGUCCCCAACAGCAUCUCCAUCUAAGUUUUCCACCAUGCUGAUCAAUGCAAAUGGGGUUACUGGCUUUUUAUCAAUAAACGCAUGUUCAAUAAUGGCUCUUGUAACCUUUUUAUCCAAUUUGGCUUGCUCGAAUAAUUUCUCGUAUCUGUUAUUUGAAGAUUUGCCAUGAAAUGUGCUUUGCAGAGUUGCCUCUUAUUCA
Molecule: messenger RNA, 2936 nt
Organism: Tripterygium wilfordii
Lineage: Eukaryota; Viridiplantae; Streptophyta; Magnoliopsida; Celastrales; Celastraceae
Product: linoleate 13S-lipoxygenase 2-1, chloroplastic-like
Exons: 9
Coding region: 62-2761 (899 amino acids)
Biological process (GO): lipid oxidation
Molecular function (GO): protein binding; metal ion binding; oxidoreductase activity, acting on single donors with incorporation of molecular oxygen, incorporation of two atoms of oxygen
Source: RefSeq, a predicted model, not a curated record